AUGAACUCUCUUGAUCCCAAUUUACUCACUCAAACUCUCCAUAAUUUUUUCACUCAUAACGCUCAUUUAUUACCCAAUUAUAUCCCAGACUCAAGAAAAAAAUAUUUGAGUUCUUAUCGGGUGGACAAAAAUGGGACUGCUUAUUGGAAAUUUAGAGAAGUUGAGCGAGAUGAGGAACCGGAGCCCCAACUCAAUCCGAGCCUUUCUGAAGCAACAGUUAAGACUAAUCCGGUCCCUACUCCCCCCAAUCUCAACCCGCAACCCUUAAAUACUAAUCCUAUUCAGUCGUUUAUCCCUGACCCCACUAAUUUGGAUCCGCAAAUACCACCAUUAACCAUUCCGACCACUCUCCCACAGUUAGCCAGUAAUUUAAAAACUUUGGCCCCAACCAAUAAUGAAACGACUCAACUAAUCACUUACACCCUAAUUGCCACGGCAGUAAGAUUGAAAACUGCUUUUGAGACUAAAUCAGCAGAAUAUAAAGCCCUGUUACAGGAGCAUUUGACCAGAAGUAAAAAACAUUAUCAAUCAGUUUUUGAUAAAGAAUUUCAUUUAGAUAAAAAAACUAAAGGUGCCUUUGCCGAUUUUAUCAAAAAAGCCAAAAAACGCAAAUUUGAUCCCAGCAAACACAGCGGCACCAUUAUCUGUGGACCGGAAGAAUUUACUGCUACUAAAAAAAAGUCCCCUAAGUCGAAAAACCUUUUUGGAGCAGGUGAAUAUCGUUCAGGGAGCAUUAAGUUUGGCGGCUUCUGCCCUAGUUAUAAUUGGUAUGGAAAAACUAAUCUAAGUUUUGAUAAAGUUGGAAUUAUUGACUGGCCGAAAUACGACUUCCCUCAGUUUGUCAAUACUAUGGCUCAUGAAAUAACUCAUUGCUUAUUAGCCGAUUACGACCCUAGAGAAGCGGGCGAGCAUGACAAACAACAAAAAUUAACUGGAUUAUUCUUACAUAAAGAUGUGGAUUAUCGCACUUUAUUAGCCGAUAUGUCUAAUCAAUAUGGUGAGGAAAAUUUACCCGACCAAGAAUAUUUGGUUGAAGAAAUUGCCCUCGAAUAUUGUCGAAUGGUUGUCAAAUCUUUGAUUGAAAGCCAAUGA
This is a messenger RNA of Racocetra persica, 1092 nucleotides long. The record is from the annotation of a GenBank genome assembly. Lineage: Eukaryota; Fungi; Glomeromycota; Glomeromycetes; Diversisporales; Gigasporaceae.